GCGCCCCCCCCCCUGCCCCUGCCGCGGCAUCCUGGCAGGGCGACACCAGGACACUAGUGACCCGAGCGUGAAGAUUCAGGGGUGGGAAGGUGUGAGCCGCAAACCCACCGGGGCCCGGGAAAGAAGAGGAGGCCCGGGGGUGGGCAGAGGACUGGGGUCGGGCUGCAGAGGCUGCUCGGCCUCCUGACUGACUGACUAGCCGGCUGGCUGGCUCAUUGGCUGACUUGCUGGUUGGCGGGCUGGCGGCUGGCUAACUGACCGACUGGCUGGUUGAUUGACUGACUGACUGGCUGACUGACCGGCUGGCUGAGUGGCUGACCCGCUGGCUGACUGGCUUGCAGCCUCCGGCCGGACGCUGGAAGCCGCGGCGGGCGGCGCGCAGAGCCGAGCCAUGGCCUCGGGUGAGUACCGAGGUGGAUAUAAUCCCUAUGUAGAAAUAAUUGAACAGCCAAGACAGAGGGGAAUGCGUUUUAGAUACAAAUGUGAAGGGCGAUCAGCAGGCAGCAUUCCUGGGGAGCACAGCACAGACAACAAUCGAACAUAUCCGUCUAUCCAGGUUAUGAACUAUUAUGGGAAAGGAAAAGUGAGAAUUACAUUAGUAACAAAAAAUGACCCAUAUAAGCCUCAUCCUCAUGACUUAGUUGGAAAAGACUGCAGAGAUGGCUACUAUGAAGCAGAAUUUGGACCAGAACGCAGACCUCUGUUUUUUCAAAAUUUGGGUAUUCGGUGUGUAAAGAAAAAAGAAGUGAAAGAAGCUAUUAUUUUAAGAAUAAGUGCAGGAAUCAAUCCUUUCAAUGUCCCUGAACAGCAGCUGCUGGACAUUGAAGACUGCGACCUAAAUGUGGUGAGGCUGUGUUUUCAAGUUUUCCUUCCUGAUGAACAUGGCAACUUGACAACUGCUCUUCCUCCCGUUGUUUCUAACCCAAUUUAUGACAACCGUGCCCCAAAUACUGCAGAAUUAAGGAUUUGUCGUGUAAACAAGAACUGUGGAAGUGUCAGGGGAGGAGAUGAAAUAUUUCUACUUUGUGACAAAGUUCAGAAAGAUGAUAUAGAGGUUCGUUUUGUGUUGAAUGACUGGGAAGCUAAAGGUAUUUUUUCACAAGCUGAUGUACACCGCCAAGUAGCUAUUGUUUUCAAGACUCCUCCGUAUUGCAAAGCUAUAUUGGAGCCUGUGACAGUGAAAAUGCAGCUGCGGAGACCUUCUGACCAGGAAGUCAGUGAAUCUAUGGACUUCAGAUACCUGCCAGAUGAAAAAGAUGCAUAUGGCAAUAAAUCAAAGAGACAAAAAACAACUCUACUUUUUCAGAAACUGCUGCAAGAUUGUGCAGCUAACUUUCCUGAGAAACCAAGAACUGCUCCCCUGGGGUCAAUUGGAGAAGGAAGAUUCAUCAAAAAAGAAUCAAACUUGUUUUCUCAUGGUACACCUAUGCCAGAAAUGCCCAGGCCUUCAGGAGUUUCAAGUCAAACUGAACCCUACUAUUCUUCAUCUGUGCCCAUCUCAAGUGGAUUGCCACAUCACCCACCAGCCAUAGCCUCAGUGGUCUCUCCACCUUCAAGCUGGUCAUCAGUGAGCCACCCCACCUCACGCUCAGCCAAUACAAACACAUUGAGUAGUUUCUCAACAGGAACACUUCCCUCUAAUUCACAAAGUAUCCUUCCGUUCCUAGAAGGGUCUAGUGUGAGUGAUUUAAGUGCUUCUAAUGCUUGCCUUUAUACUGAUGACCUAGCUAGAAUGGAAGCGUUAUCCAUGUCACCAGCUGACUUAUAUGGUAUUUCUGAUGUCAACAUGCUAUCUAAUCGCCCUGUGAAUGUGAUGACAACCAGCAAUGAUAACAUGGGGGACACUGAUAAUCCAAGACUUAUGAGCAUCAAUCUUGAAAAUGCCUCAUGUAAUUCAAGGUUAGACCAAAGAGACCUGAGACAACUACAUCAGAUGUCUUCUGCCAAUAUGUCAGCAGGCACCAGUUCUAAUUCUGUUUUUGUUGCACAGUCAGAUGCAUUUGAUAGAUCAAACUUCAAUUGUGUAGAAAACGGCCUGAUAAAUGAGCCUGGACCAUCAAAUGAUGCAAAUAGUCAUAAUUUUGUUCCGAGCAGUCAAUAUUCAAGUAUUGACACUCUGCAAAGUGAGCAAUUGAGUGAUUCCUUUGCAUAUGGUUUUCUUUAAAUGUAACCUGUAGGAUUUAAAUCUAAAAAAAAACUAUUAAAACUUUAGGUGUAUAGAAUAUAAAGGGAACAUUCAAAAUUAGAAACUUAAAGAGCUGUACUGUUUUUUACUUUGAGAGAUGCCUAAAGUACAUGUGCUUGGUGUGAACUGUUCUUUCAAGUUUCCUCAAGACAAGCUGUGUGUCUUUUGUAAUGUAUUAAUGUACUAGUUAAAUGAAUUGAUAUUUGCUUUCAAGCAGAUUUAAGGUAAAACAUGUAAUGGCUAUGCCAUUGUGAAAUAAACUCAUUAUUGUUGAGGCCCAUAGGCCAAAGUGACCCCUAUGGGGUUUUUGGGGGCUUCUUGGUAUUUUUAGGUAGGUGUGUGUGUGUGUGUGUGUGUGUGUGUGUGUGUGUGUGUGUGAGAGAGAGAGAGAGAGAGAGAGAGAGAUUUCAAGGGAUGGAAGGUUUUUUUUUCUAUUUUCUAUUAUUUAGACUCAUACUUCUAAAGUUACUUAAGAAAUUAGUUGUAUAUCUGUAUUUUCAAGAAAAAGAUAUUUUCUUGAGCCUUUCUGUAUUAGAUUCCCUUAAUAUUACAAGUUCAAGGUCUGCCUGGGCUACAUAGUCAGUUCAAUACCAGCUUUCAGUUUAUGAAAAUCUUGUCUCUAAGAUAAAAAAGGCUAAGGUUGUGACUCAGUGGUAGACUUUGCUUAAUGUUUCCAAGACCUUAUGUUCAACCCCCUGUAGAAGGAAAAAGAAAAAAUAACAAGAUUUAAGUUUUAGGUCAAUAUGUUGAAGCCUGAGUUUUGAACUUAUCCCCUAGACUUGCUUGUCCUUCAGUCUCACCAGCCCUGGAAAUUGUCAUGCCGUGCUUCUAGCUGCUUAGGUAAAAACCUUGAUGUCGCCCUUGAUUCAUCUCCUAAAUCUGUCAAUACAUCAGCAAAUCUAGAAGAUCUUUCCUCAAUAUUUAUUUGAAGUUAACCACCUCUUUUGAACUCUUGGUUGAGACAGGGUUUCACAUCUCUCAAGUUGGCUUCAAACCUGCUAUGUAGUCAAAGAUGGCCUUGACCUUCAGAUUCUCCUGCUUCUGCCUUAGAAGUGCUAGGAUUACAAAUGUGCACCACCACACCAAGUUUAUGUAGUUUCUGGGGUAUCAGUGAUAGGGCUUUGCUUAGAGAAGUGCCUACCAAUUGAGCUCCAUGUCCAGAUCAGACUAAUUGUAGUAAUUUUGUAUUAGUUGGCACUGAUAAACUCAGACACAACAGUUUUCCUCUAAGUUGAACUAAGGUACAUCUACAUCUGUGUUUAGCAUAUUUUCAAAUGGUGUUUUAUUUUUGGGUACUGUUUACUGAUCACAGAACUCAUUUUAUAACUUAAAAUGUGUUCAGCCAUCUUUUCCCCCUUUCUCCCUAAUUGCAUUUGUAUUUCACUUGGUUUUGAGGGAAUGGGCCUUCCUACCCAAACUCCACCUUGUGCACUACAUCUUUCCUCCAUUGCCAGUGUCCUUAUGUCCCUACUUAGUUCAUGAUUUCAUUGUGUAAACAGAACAAAUAUCUUUUUGGGAUUAAAAGGAAAGGGUGAAAACAUCCCCCAAAGUAACAAACCCUACCCAUACCAUGCCCCUUCUUUUCACUCCUUAACUUUAAAGCACUGUGCCUCUGUCCUGUCACCUCUGUGUCCCUCCUUCCCUUGUCCAUCUCUUGGUUUAGUUCCCAUCCCUUGUCAAGUCCCAGGUCUUUUUGAUCAGUGUUCCUCUACAUGUCUUCCCUGUCCACAAUCUGUUAUCAGUUGACUAAGUGUGUCUGUGAUGGACAGGGUCCUCUUGCUUCCUCACCCAGAUCUCUAGGGCUGUGUGUAGUCUCACCAGUACCAGUGUUAACUUCGUUCUCUCCUGCUACCAUAAUGCUCAUGUAAUCUGCCUUCUCUUACACUCUACUUUCCUAAUGGCAUUGCUGCUGACACCAGAGAUAAUUUAAUGGAAACCUCAGAGUCAUCUUUGAUUGCCUUCUUCAAUAGUCCUUUUGAGUCUGCCUACUAAAGUCCUUUGCAUCUGUCUCUUCUGUUACUAGAAAAGUUUUCAUUCUUUUUCUCCAAUGGAUAUCUUUUCCAUAUGCUCAAGAUUUUUUUUUUAAAUAGCCCUUUCCUCUUAUACUUUGUAGUUGGAGCAUGUUACUUUCCCCCUCAGGUCUCCAUAAAUGUAACCCACUCUGUCUCUGCUCCUAACAUUUUUACCUUUAACAGAUUCUCUGCAGGGUUUGGUCCUGCUGCCUCAGCUGAGGUGUAGCAUAUCGGCAACUCCAGCACUUGACAUAGACUCUGGCAUAACUGGUGCAAAAUAGAUGGUAGCUAUUUGUUAGAGAGAGGAAGAUGAUUAUAAAAUCAUAUUUGGGCGGGCAUUGGUGGCGCACGCCUUUAAUCCCAGCACUUGGGAGGCAGAGGCAGGUGGAUCUCUGUGAGUUCGAGGCCAGCCUGGUCUCCAGAGUGAGUGCCAGGAUAGGCUCCAAAGCUACAUAGUUUUUAAUGGGAAAGGUGCUUAACCUCAAAGGGAAAGUAGUGAUGCCAAGAUGGCCUGUCUUGUGAGACACACUUCUCUUCUGGCCAGCUGUCUCCCUCUUAAAAAAAUAUGCAAAGAUUGGCCCAUAGAUUCAUGGUACAGCACAGCCCUAUAUUUGAUAUCUAGAAUUGUAACAACAACAACAAAAUUAAUUACAAAAGUCUAAAUACCACCCUGAGGCCCUUUGAGACCCAAAGCAGCUCUCUUGGAAAUCGUAGCACCAAUAGUGCUCAGUAGAGAUUCUGCCUCUGUUUGUGGCAGGUUAGAUCUCAAGUACCCCUGAGGUACCUACACCUUGGUAGGUUAUCCUGCACAGACAUGUCAGUAGCCAGUAUUAAUGUAAUAAAUCAUGACAUUUUGUUACCGUAUAUUAUACAGUGUACCAUGUUCUGUAGAAAACCAGAGGUGAGAGAUUCUAUUCUUGUUCUCAAAGAUAUUUGUUGUCUCAUGAGGAGUCACACAUACAGUCAGCCACAUGAAUAUGGACACGCUUUAAGGUAUAGUUUGGAGAACUUUUACUUAUAUAAAAACCAUGUAACCACCAUGUUUAGGACCCCAGGCUCCCAUCAGUCCCUCCAAAUUACUACUCUGGCUCUUGUCAUCAGAGCCUGCUGAGUUACUGUCCUAACAGCCUUUACUUGGCUAAUUGAUUCCCUAUUAAAAAGUCUGGUGUACAGAGUAGCUGGGUUGUCAUUUCGUCUUAAUAUGCUUUGGCAUGUUUUGACAGACUCAGAAAAACUAUUUCCCAUGGUCAGACUUGGAUUUGGUGAUACAGGCUGUCUACUUGCAUCCUUUUUAUGUUUUAAUCAUAAAUUGAUAUAUUGAUAAAUUAUCAUAAGCUGUCAGACAGCAUGGAAAAAUAUAAAGAAGAGAGACUGUUUUUAGUCAGUUAGACUAGAUGGCUGUGGUGUUACUGGCUUGUAAUCACAGAUACUCAGGCAGAAAGACCACAAAUUCAAGGCCUGCCCAGUCUGCCGAGUGAGUUCAAGGGAACAACCUGUGAGCACCCAUCUAAAAAAAAAAAAGGUGCUAGAAUGUAGUUCAAUGGUAGAACAGCUAGCAUGUACAGUCCUAGAUUCAGUGUCCACUCCCAGAAAAACAAAAACCUGGCUCUUGCCUUUCCCGGGCUGUGUUUUGUACUAACUAAUGUCUGGGAAGAAACACUGUAAAUUACGAAGUGUGAACCAAAGACAGCAAACCAACAGCUGUGUUUCUCACAUGGCCCCAAUUAGCCUACUGUCCAGACAUUCCUAGUCAUUCAAUAUCCAGCAGACAAAACUCAUCAGGGAGUACUUAGGGAGAACUAUGAUCUGGGUUUCUCUUUAGACUAAUGUCUACAUUGCCAGACGUGGAGAUGCUUCUUUGGGCCUUACUCUCUCAGAGUACUCUUCUUAUUGAGGGAAAUAUCAGUUACUGGCUUUACUUUUGAAAGUUGUGACUCUUGAUUUCUACGUAAAAGUUGAGCUUUUAAAUGGGAGUGCUUUGACUUAGGAAGCUGCCUCUGCAAGGUGUCAGUUUUGUUUUCAGAGGCUGGAUGUGCAAAGAGGCUAGAAUGCUUUUGUAUCCUAUGUGUGGAAAAACCCAGCAGUGUGCUGAGGGACGAGAUGAAAGCAUCUCUCAGGUUUAUCCAGGUCCAUCCCUUUAAAACAUAAGAGUCACAUGAAUAUUUGAACUGAACAUCAAGGCAGAAUUUACAGCAUAAGGUCAACAAUGGAUAAGGUCAAAUCUCAAAAGUAAUAUCUAAUUGCAAAAAUACCAAAAACCUACUCAUGUCCUCACCAUCUUUUUGUCAUGUUUUGUUUUUUAUUUUUAUUUUAUUUUUGGUUUUUCAAAACAGGGUUUCUCUGUGUAAUAGCUCUGGCCAUCCUGGAAUUCACUCUGUAGACCAGGCUGGCCUCAAACUCACAGAGAUUCACCUAUUGAUAGUACAGUGGUUAGUACUCUGCAUUGUGUUCCACCAUCUUUUUUUAAUAGACAAGAUGUAACUUUUUAAUAAAUAACCAUGCUCUUCUAAGCAUGGCCCUAGGGCAUUUGCCUCCUGUCACCAGUUAUUUAAUGGGGUAAUGACUCUUAGUGUAUGCAGGCUUGUCUUUUGGUUUGCUUUUUUUGUUUUGUUUUUGUUUUUUGAGACAGGAGACAGUACCCUGACUGGCCUGGAACUCACAGAAGUCUACCAGCUUCUACCUCCCAAAUAUCUCUAGAGUUGUUUAAGAUUUUGGACCUUCAAAGAAUCACUGACAAAAUUCAUUGAAUACUUUGAGUUCAUAAUAAUGUAACAGUUUUUAGAGCUAUUAGCAAAUAUGUAAAUUUUUGGUAAAAUACCAAAUUCAUUUUGUGUCAUUUUCUUAAGCUUUUAAGCCAAAAUACGACUUCCCAUGAGAUGGAGUAAGAUAAGGUUGGAGUACUUCAGGAUAACUGUGUGACAUUCAGUCAUCACUAGACUUCUUUGCUCUAGUGAACCAGCCAUGCUGAUUCAUGCCUGUAGCUUCAACACCUGGGGGCUGUGGCAGGAAGUAUGCUUGAGGGUAGGACUCCAAGAUCAGCCUAGGCAAACUGGAGACCUCAAUCAACAGUCACCAAUCAAAGCACUAUAAAAUGCUAUUGGCCAUGGUUAAUAGAUCCCAACAAAAUAGUGAAACGUGUUGUUGUUGUCGUUUUGACCUUGAAUUUAGUAUCUACCUGCCUCUUCCUUCCAAGUACUGGGAUUAUAGGCAUAUGUCACCACAUUGCACCUGUUUUAAAAUAGAUUUGAGGGGAAGGGAGGGGGCUAUCAUACUGAAAUUGAACCCAGGGUUUCAUACAGUCUGGGCAAAUGCUCUAUCACUGAGAUGUCUGCAUUUGAAACUUGAUGAUAAAUGAAUUUUAAGGCACUGAUGAAAUUAUUUUUUAAAGUUCUCAGAUACUGUUUCCUAAGAAGUUAAGCUUUGUAUCAAGAUGAAAUAUUUUUUAAAAUGUCAAGAUGCCUUUUAUUGUACAAAAUAUUGUGUUAUUUUUGUAAUAUCUUUGUAUACUGUGAUUUUUUUCUUGGUGAUGUAAUAAAUUGUUUUCUAAAAUCUUG
This is a messenger RNA of Cricetulus griseus (Chinese hamster), 7751 nucleotides long. The record is from RefSeq and is a predicted model, not a curated record. Lineage: Eukaryota; Metazoa; Chordata; Mammalia; Rodentia; Cricetidae.